UUCAUAUAGGAUUUGCUUUGAAUUUGGAUUGGUUCAAUCCUUGUAAAAAUAUUCAACAUUCUGUUGGUGUUUUAUAUUUAACAAUAUUAAAUUUACCACACUACUUACAAUUUCGUGAAGAAAACACCUUUGUUAUUGGAAUUAUACCUGGUCCACAUGAGCCUGAUGUAAAUGAAAUCCAUCAGUAUAUUGAACCUUUAGUUGAUGAAUUUCUCCAAUUGUGGGCUGCUCGAAAGCGUUCUAGAGAGAAGUAUCUGAAUAUUGCUUAUGAAUAUAAAAAUGCAAGUUCUUCGAUACGUAACCAAAUACUUAGUGAACAUGGUAUCCAUUGGACACCAUUGAUGCAACUUUCAUAUAUGGAUAUUCAGCGAUUCAUUGUUAUAGAUCUUAUGCACAAUUUAUAUUUAG
Molecule: messenger RNA, 408 nt
Organism: Funneliformis caledonium
Lineage: Eukaryota; Fungi; Glomeromycota; Glomeromycetes; Glomerales; Glomeraceae
Source: the annotation of a GenBank genome assembly